This is a messenger RNA of Gekko japonicus, 1923 nucleotides long. It is a transcript of the gene EFHC1, whose product is annotated as EF-hand domain (C-terminal) containing 1. Bases 1 to 1923 code for a protein of 640 amino acids. Gene Ontology annotation, cellular component: mitotic spindle; axoneme. The record is from RefSeq and is a predicted model, not a curated record. Lineage: Eukaryota; Metazoa; Chordata; Lepidosauria; Squamata; Gekkonidae. Gene Ontology annotation, biological process: mitotic spindle organization; cilium-dependent cell motility; mitotic cytokinesis. Gene Ontology annotation, molecular function: alpha-tubulin binding; calcium ion binding. The transcript has 11 exons.
AUGGAGAAGGAACAGUUCAGGGGUCCUGAGAAUCCAAUAACCGGUGAUCUGAUGAUUUUGAAAACCGCUUUUCAUCGCUCUCAGACUCUGAGUUACAAGAACGGGUUUGCCUUUAAGCGGCUGCCGACGGUGGGGAUAGGACGAGAGCGGCUUCACGUCAACCAGCUGUCCCAGGCCGAAUUAGAUGAGUUGUCCAACAAGCGACCCACCCUCACCUAUGGGCAGCCCAAGCAAGCCCCGCCUUCGGACUUCAUCCCAGCACAUGUGGCCUUCGACAAAAAGGUGCUGAAGUUCAACGGUUACUUCCAAGAAGAUGUCCCCAUAUCGAUCGAAGAGCAUUUCCGUAUCCGGCAAGUGGGCAUUUAUUAUUACCUCGAAGACGACACCAUGUCUGUCAUGGAGCCCAUCGUGGAAAACUCGGGGAUUCCUCAGGGCAAGUUCAUCAAGCGGCAGCGCCUGCCCAAGAACGACCGUGGGGACCAUUACCACUGGAAAGACCUCAACCGAAGCAUCAACAUUACCAUCUACGGCAAGACUUUCCGGAUAGUCGACUGCGAUGCGUUCACGCAGACAUUCCUGGAGAGCCAAGGGAUUGAACUGAACCCCCCGGAGACGAUGAUUUUCGACCCUUACACAGAGUUGCGCAAAAUGCCUCUGCGCAUGUACGUCACGCCCUCGGAUUUUGACCAGCUGAAACAAUUCCUGGCCUUUGACAAAAAGGUCCUCCGUUUCUACGCCAUAUGGGAUGACACCGUAAACAUGUUUGGCGAGAGCCGGCGUUUUAUCAUUCACUACUACUUGGCGGACGAUACUGUGGAAGUGCGGGAGUGCCACGAAAGGAAUAACGGCAGAGACCCUUUCCCCGUGCUGAUAAAGCGCCAACGCCUGCCCAAGAAAACCGUGGAGAAAACCGACACCUUCCCAACUUGUGUGCUGGAGAUCUCUGACCAGGAGGUCCUGGAAUGGUUUACCGCUAAAGAUUUCGCUGUAGGCAACUCCAUCACCCUUCUCGGGCGCUCUUUCUUCAUCUACGACUGCGACGAGUUCACGCGGCAGUUCUAUCGGGACAAGUUUGGCAUCGAUAACUUCCAGCCAGUCGAUGUAAAGACGCGGCCCCUGGAGGAAGUGACACAGGUCAUCCCUCCCUACAAUGGUUACGGCUUCAUUGAGGACUCUCUCCAGAACUGCUUCAGCCUGAUCCCGAAGCCUCCUAAGAAAGACAUCAUCAAGAUGCUAGAGAACGACCGUAAAGUGUUGCGCUACGCCGUCAUGAUGGAGUCUCCGAAUCCGGAGGACAGAAAGCGUCGCUUCGUCCUCUCCUAUUACCUCGCCACAGACAUGAUGAGCAUCUACGAGCCUCCCACGCGCAAUUCGGGAAUCAUCGCGGGCAAGUUCCUGGGCAAGACGCGAGUCUCCAAGCCCGGCUCCUCCCCAGACAGCCCCGUUUACUACGGGCCAACUGACCUCACUAUUGGGGCCAUGGUGGAAGUGUUUGGCCGCCGUUUUGUGAUCACCGACGCCGAUAUGUAUGUCCUGAACUACAUGGAAAGCAACUCGGGGAGUUUCCCAGCAGACGCCGUACAGGCGAUGAGGGCCCACUUCGCUCCUCGCCAGGCGGCAGCAGAGGCGGUAAAGAGGCUGGACCAAAGCGAGCCUGACCAGCAGGAACUGGAGGCGGCCGUGGCUGAGACGCAGGAGCACCUGCAGCGGCACAACUUCUUCCCGGACGGCGACAUGCAGGCGGCGUUUCUGCAGCGGGACAAAGACGGCACGGGACUCCUGGACAAGGCGGACUUCCUGGAGCUCUGCGACUGCUUUAAAGUCCCAGCCGACGACCCGCUUUUCCAGAAGCUCAUCGGCCUUUGUUCCCAUGGGGAGAAUCAGAUAAAAUAUCCCACCUUCCUCCGAGCAUUCCAGUGCUGA